AUGUUUUCUGCUGUGAUUCCUGCUUGUGCUAAAGUUGGUGAACAUGGCGACGCCAUUAAAAUACAUUCCGUCGAGAUCCACGAUGUCGAGACGGCAAAGCAAAAGCCCGCUCGGGCGCUGAAACAUCUACUGAAGUUGAACCAUGUCAAUCAUUCGAUUCUAUACCAUAACGACCGCUUCCAUAAUCAUAUGCCGCAUUUGCUGUCUUCAGCGUAUUUGUUUGGAAGCGAUGCCACCCACUUGAGCCGUCUUUAUGAAAUGGAGGAAAAGGUGCUGGAGCCCUGGCGGGAUUCUCCUGAGGAGAUUGCGGUAGACGACUGGAGGGAAUAUUUGGGGAAGCCAGAAUAUCAGAGAGCCUAUCUCGAUUUUUUCGAGGACGAGCUCGUUCAUCACUCUUAUGAUUGGAAAAAGGUUGUUGAAAUGUAUCUUUAUUCUGGGGAUAGACCGUUGAUAAAUAAUGUUGUUGCAGGCCUUGGACACCCGCUCAUCCAUUUGGGGUAUGCAUACGAAAUGUCGAGUCGAGAGGUAGCUAUUGAGAGUCUCGCAAUGACGGCAACAUGUUACAACUAUCUACACAAAUAUAUUGACGACCAUUCCUACCUGGAAACACCUAACCCAUACCAAACCUCUUCAUCCCUGGAGAUAUUACAUAAAAUUCGGACAGACAAACGUUUCGACAACCUCUUCGAAGAGCCUGGCGGCGAUAAUCUUGAAACCGUCUUCAAAGAUCACGAGGACGCAAUUCUUGAACACUGGCGCGCGUGGGCCAUCACCCCAGACCCCAUCAAACAGCUUGAGGCUUCCCAAGAAGACGCAGCGGCCAUGUUUGUCGCCGCAGACACCGAAAAGCACGACUUUUUCCUCGUCCACCUACUUACCACUAGCCACGCAAUACGAAUUCUAUUACCCUUCGUCCCAAGCAGAUUCCACGUAUCUCUUGUCCGCCAGUGGUGGCUGAUCGUCGUGGGAGUUUACGUCGCACAGUUACGACCCAAAAUAGAGCCUGACGCCAUCCGAUACUAUGACGUAAAGGGGCGGGACUGGGACUGGAUCGGUGGCCAGACCAUCAAUGGUAAGUGGGCGGAAGAGACUCAUUUUAUCAAGGCACUUCGGGCACUGAAGGAGGCUGCAAAGACGUGGGGCGAUAGCGAUGAAUACUAUAUUAAGGCCGCAGUUAAGCUCGUUGACGAUUUCAAGGGGUUUGGAGGUUUUGGUGACCAGGCAGCCUAA
Molecule: messenger RNA, 1230 nt
Organism: Histoplasma mississippiense
Lineage: Eukaryota; Fungi; Ascomycota; Eurotiomycetes; Onygenales; Ajellomycetaceae
Exons: 5
Coding region: 1-1230 (409 amino acids)
Molecular function (GO): oxidoreductase activity
Source: RefSeq, a predicted model, not a curated record